Messenger RNA from Lasiodiplodia theobromae, 2058 nucleotides. RefSeq lists its product as uncharacterized. The transcript has a single exon. The record is from RefSeq and is a predicted model, not a curated record. The coding region runs from base 1 to 2058 and encodes 685 amino acids. NCBI's taxonomy places the organism in Eukaryota, Fungi, Ascomycota, Dothideomycetes, Botryosphaeriales, Botryosphaeriaceae.
AUGUUCCUGUCCAUGCUGACCGCGGACGCUGCCGCACAGCAUGGCCACGAGUUCUCCGCCCCGCGCACGCCCUCUCCCCUUCAUCCCACCUCUCCUCCCCCUCGUUCUCCAUUGAACGUCCUCUCCUCGACCGUCCGCCAGCAGAGACCGCAGGUCACCCCGCUCCCCGCCAGGAAAAGCAUUAGCGUCGACGGCCGACCCUCGCAUGCCUCGUCCAGGAAGUCCAUCAUGUUCGCCCUACCCCCGGAGAGCAGCGCGUCGUCGUCACGUCCGCCUUCGAUCCGUAGCACCACCACCACCUCGACCGACGACCGCUCGCGCAAGCGACCUGCGCGUCCCAAGACGAACUACGCUCUCGCCCACCCGCCUCCACGUGUAGGCCCGUUGCACCUCCGCCCCAAGGUCCUCCUUCAGCUACACCAGUCCUCGGCGAACUCGAGGCCAAAGCCCGCUUUCGAGGCCGUUCCUUCAACCACCUUCGCCCCCAGGCUAAAACGUAAGUUCCGUAGAGUAUUCAAGCAUAGGGACAGGCUGGGUCCAGACGAUGUGGUGGUUGUGAGGGCUGGGGACUACGGUGGUGCAGACGACCAUAGCGAUUCCGAUGAGGACCUGGAUGCUCGUGAAGUCAUUGGCGUUGUCUGUUUCAACAUCAGAGACGAGCGGACGGAGAUUUGUAUGGACGAUGACACUGUGUGGGAGGCGACCUUCAUGCAGAACGGCGGUUACGAGUUUGUCGCUACCGACGAGCACGGCCUGCAGUCCAAGGCAAGAUGGGUACCCAAGGCUCAAGGAAAACGGAAAUCUGCCAAUGGUUCGCAACUUGAUAAUGCUGCUGAGGAUCGAAAGUUCACCUUCAGCACCAUCAGCCCGGAUCGCCGGCGGCAUCCUGUUAUUGCCACCAUGACAAAAGCUGGCAUUGAUGUCUGGGAUCAGUACUCGAUACCGCCUCAGACCAAUGUCGCCUCUCCACUUUCGCCUACUUUCAGCGAUGCAGCGGCAUCUCAGAGCUUGACCGACAGCUCUGAGCCUCGCCCUCUGCUGACUACGGAUGAAACUCUGAGGAAAUUCAUCCUGGUCAGUGCCAUCUGGGUCGCAUUUCGAGAGAAAUGGUCGACUGUCUUCCGUUAUCAAAAGCCGGGCCGCGAUCGGGACAGUGUGCCGGCGUCACCCCUGUGCGGCUCACCAAUCAUGCCUUGUGCUCCUAUACGUACCGUCAGCAUGGCCAGCAUGAAUGGCAGCAUGUCGAGGUCUAGCUCUCCCGGUAUCCCGGACAACCAAAGCGAAAAACACCACAGCCUGAGGAGCGUUUCCAGGAUGUUGUUGCACCGGAACAGCGCGCUGGCAGCGCUCAAUGGCGAAUACAAUGCAUCCGACUCGACACCUCCGUCCACUGCCAAAACCUCGAGCAGCACUCGCUCUCGUCGCGCAAACUCCACCGGAACCGCCUUCAUGCAGCGUGCAUCCAGUAAAAGGAACCCGAAACGACACAGCAGUGGCCCGAAAGGGAUGUCAGGAUCGGCCGGGCAAGACAUGUAUAGGAUCAACACGGACGAAGAUACCGACCGUCCCCAUCGAUUCACCGUUACCGAAGCUGCCCACAUCAUGCUCCCGAUGAUCGAAGACCGCACUCCCAAGAACUCGGGAGAAUACGCUUCAUCUUUGGCAUCCAGCAACGAUGAUGAACCAACGCCGCGCCAAGCGUCAAAGGAGAGGGAUCUGAGGCCGCAGCGAGCAACCCUACAAGUUCCGCCGACGUACUUGCAGGCGAAUCAUUCGACUUCUGGUCGUAGCGAUGGUGCAGUUGAAGCCCCUACACGAGAUCUUGAUCUUACACGGAGCAAGAGCACGAAAGAAAGGCCGAAGCCGCGUCAAUCUGUCUUGCCCGUAGCGCAGUCUCGGUAUUAUGUGAAUGGAAACGAAGACGGAUACACCAGUGAAGUGAAACUCCCUCUGGAAACUGGAAGGGCAUAUGACGAGGAGAGGGGAAGCAAGCAGAAGAAGAGAAUGAGCGUCAGGGGCUUCUUUCAAAGAAUUAAGAGCAAGCGAGGAAAGAAUUGA